CUUACCUCUCAUUGCUAUAGACCAACCACCCAGAGGCAGAACUACUACAUACAGUCAUUUGGAUUUCGAAGUACUAAGCUAGUAAUAGUCAAAGUAGUCCAAGUCCGUACCAUGGCCUCCCAUUGAGGAUUGGGGCUGUGCCACCGUGAACAGCAUUGGAGGUGACCCUGUGUCCCUGGGCUCCUAUUAGUGGUCGUAUCCCCCUCGAGAUUCCGCGACAUUGGACCCGUCCCACCCUAGAGGGUGGAGGACCUCGCUCAAGCUGGACAAGCUUCCCGAGUAUCUCCGCGACACUGUCGAGUGGUUCAUGGGCAAGACCCGUGGACGACGCAGUGAUCGUUCAGAUGGAACCGAGCAAAAGUUGUACUUGCAAUUGCCUCUCCUCGAGAUGCGAGUGCCUGAGCCAGACCUCAUUUUUCUGACCGAUCUCCCGGGAGGAUUGGACUCUAAGGAGUGGAUAGCCUCUCACACUAUUGGCUUCUUCGAGCACAUCAAUCUCAUGUAUGGAACGGUCUCUGAGUUUUGUACACCGUCCACUUGUCCGGAUAUGACGGGGCCGGGUAAUAGAACACAAACGGGGCCUCGUUAUGACCUCGUUGCUUUCAUUUCCAGACAAUAUCAUUGGAUCGAUGAUAAAGGGAAAAAAGCGCGAUUGUCCGCUCCACAAUAUAUUGACUACAUAAUGACUUACGCGCAAAAGAGUAUCAACGAUGACACGAUAUUCCCCACCAAACACGGCCUAGAAUUUCCCGCCACGUUCGAGUCCCAUGUGAAGAAGAUCCACAAGCUUUUGUUCCACGUGUUGGCACACAUUUAUCACAUGCAUUUCAAGGAAGUGGUGCUGCUUCAGCUCCACGCCCAUCUCAAUGCUGUAUUUGCCCAUUUCGUCGAGUUUAACUUGAGGUUCCAUAUGGUCGAGGACAAAGAACUUGAGGUUCUCGAUGACCUUAUGGUUGCGUUAAAGCUCACUCCUCCCAAGCAAAGUGGAAGCAACGGAACUUUGAGUGCGGUUACCGCAGGAACGGCAGAUUCUUCAAUUACAGACGAAGAGAACAAGGAGAACAUCGGGGAGUCCCAACCCAUGACCACGACAUCCGGCUCAACCACUGGUGAAGUGAUCUGCAGUCAACCCUUGUCUCAAUUUCCGCCGGUAGAACCAGGUGGAACGAGCUCCGAACCCCAAUCCAAUAAGUCAGACCCGCCCUCUAGUCAAGUGGAUGUUGAGAUGUCGGCCGAUGAGGUGUCGGCCUCACCAUCGUCCUAAGAGGAUACAAUUAGCCAAUAGGAGGAAUCCCAUCUUAAAUCCGGGUUUCUAUGGAAUCCGUCGCCUGCCAAAUGAUUCAUUUAUUUCGCUUAUUAUUAUACCUUUCACAGUUCCAAAAUUUUCGGGGAAAAUUGAAUGAGAAUGCAUUCCAGAACUCGAUACUGCAGAUGAUCCAUUUCGUGUCAGACCGUCUUUGAGUUUAUCCUCUUCGGGUAUACAUGGCUUUAUUAUUCCUCUUCUUUCUCAUCCCAAUCUGUUUAGUCACAAGCCUCAAUUGUACAAUUUCUGUCUUCUUGAAGAUUCGGUUCUUAUUAGCUUUAUUGGUUGAUUUUCACAAUCUUCCUCAAUGUUUGACGCAUACUUUUUCACAUCAUAUUUAUUUAUUGACGCUCUUGCUUACCACGAUCUAACAUGAUUGCACUCCCAUUACCGUUAUUGCCAUUCUUGUCGCGAACCACCUGGAAGAAAUGUCGCUUCGAGCGUAGUCUUUAUGGAUUAGUCUGAAAAAUAAUUCAUUCAAUAAACAGUGGUUACUUAUUCAUUUAA
Molecule: messenger RNA, 1810 nt
Organism: Tigriopus californicus
Lineage: Eukaryota; Metazoa; Arthropoda; Copepoda; Harpacticoida; Harpacticidae
Product: MOB kinase activator-like 2
Exons: 7
Coding region: 308-1264 (318 amino acids)
Biological process (GO): signal transduction; positive regulation of protein phosphorylation
Cellular component (GO): cytoplasm; nucleus
Molecular function (GO): protein kinase activator activity
Source: RefSeq, a predicted model, not a curated record